CUUAUAAUGUAAGUAAAGUCAAACGCGUUGUGUGUGUGUGUGUGUGUGUGUGUAUGUGAGGGUGGUGAUGAUAAAAAUAGGAAUAUUGAUAGUAGAAUAUGUAGAUGUCAAAUACCGAAACUGAAACCAAUCCCGAACUCGCACGCAUCGAUAACUUUGUGAAGGCAGCACCAGGCAAGGAAUACACGAUUGAUCAAAAAUCACAAACACUCUGUCGUCAAGGGUUAAGCGGUCAAAGAGAAUGUGUCAAGCUUAACUUGGAAUAUACCCAAAUGUUCUCUGAAAUGCAAAAGCUGGGCUUUUUCUGUGCAUUACCUAUGGACCCUACAGAGACUUACAUGGAAUGUAGAAGAGUUUAAAUAGAAUCUAUUUUUUUUAAUUUGUCCGUUACACACAAUACACAUAUAAUACAACAAUAUAUUUUCAAAUUUUUUUUAAACUGCUGAACGCACCCAAAAGCGUGGAUUCAAUAUGUAUCUACAGCAUCAAUAUGAUUGGCUGACAAACUCCCUUAAAAAAUAAAAAUAAAACCGUUGUGUGAGCCCUAAAAAAAAAAAAAAAUAAAAAACAAAAAAAAAACGUUCCUUUAUCCUA
This is a messenger RNA of Mucor mucedo, 594 nucleotides long. RefSeq lists its product as uncharacterized. The record is from RefSeq and is a predicted model, not a curated record. Bases 105 to 359 code for a protein of 84 amino acids. NCBI's taxonomy places the organism in Eukaryota, Fungi, Mucoromycota, Mucoromycetes, Mucorales, Mucoraceae. The transcript is spliced from 2 exons.